AUGUUUUCUGGAUAUCCGUUGUAUCGAAAUUCGCCAAUAAUUUGGCCAUCAAUAUUGCCACCUUUAAGCGCUUUAGCAUCGCGAGAAAUGCGCGUUUUCGAAGAAGUCAGUUCUAAUCAUAAUUUGGAUGGAAAGGAUGUAUUUGAUUUGAGCAAAAAUUAUCCAUCGACGAUAGAAGACAAUAUGUCAAAAAGAAAGCAACGAAGAAAUCGAACAACGUUCAGUAUGCACCAAUUGGACCAGUUGGAAGAUGCAUUUCAAAAAUGUCACUAUCCCGAUGUGUUCGCUCGUGAAGAAUUGGCUAUUCGAAUUCAAUUGCCUGAAGCAAGAGUGCAGGUUUGGUUCCAGAAUCGUCGAGCUAAAUGGCGAAAAUCUGAACGAAAUGAUAGGCAAAGCGAUCAGUGGAUUCAGCCUAUAAUUACUGGCCCCUCACUAAAUGGCGAUAAUAAUUCCAAUUGCUUAAUUGUUCCAACAGUCAGCCAGUUUCGAUCUAUCGAAGCGCUAACGAAUCCGUAA
Dracunculus medinensis (Guinea worm) is the source of this 516-nucleotide messenger RNA. NCBI's taxonomy places the organism in Eukaryota, Metazoa, Nematoda, Chromadorea, Rhabditida, Dracunculidae. The record is from the annotation of a GenBank genome assembly.